AAACCUUCCGUUGGAACAAUCUUUUGGCCAAUUCUUAAAUUAUGAGAAUUAUUCUACAAUUUCUUAAACAUUAUUAGCCUGACAUUUCCUCUCCCUAUAAAUACCGCUCUCUUUUCCCUCUUCUUUCAAAUCCAAAACACAAUCCUUCUCACUCAGCUACUCCCUCUCUCUGUAAAUCCUUCUCAACAUCACACUUAUUGUUAACAAAUAAAAAAACUCAUUCAAUGGCUACUUUCGGCACUGCUGCUACUGCUACCAGUCAAAACCCUAACAAAUCCUUCGAGGUGGCUCAGCCUCCCAGUGAUUCUGUUUCGAGCCUUAGUUUCAGUCCCAAGGCCAAUUUCUUGGUUGCGACUUCAUGGGAUAAUCAGGUACGUUGUUGGGAAAUUUCACGCAAUGGAGCUAAUGUGGGUAGUGUUCCCAAGGCAUCAAUUUCGCACGACCAACCAGUUUUGUGCUCAACAUGGAAGGAUGAUGGAACUACAGUCUUUUCUGGAGGAUGUGACAAGCAGGUGAAGAUGUGGCCUCUGCUGUCUGGUGGUCAGCCAGUGACUGUGGCCAUGCAUGAUGCACCAAUUAAAGAGGUUGCCUGGGUUCCAGAGAUGAAUCUACUUGUCACUGGAAGCUGGGACAAGACUGUGAAGUACUGGGACACAAGGCAGUCAAAUCCUGUGCACACUCAACAGCUACCUGAUCGCUGUUAUGCACUCACAGUGAGGCAUCCUCUGAUGGUUGUUGGCACUGCAGAUAGAAAUCUAGUUGUCUUUAACUUGCAGAACCCACAGACUGAAUUUAAAAGAAUUCCUUCACCCUUGAAGUGUCAGACAAGAUGUGUAGCUGCCUUUCCUGAUCAGCAAGGGUUUUUGGUUGGUUCAAUAGAGGGAAGGGUUGGUGUACAUCAUCUAGAUGAUUCACAGCAAAGUAAGAAUUUCACAUUCAAAUGCCACAGAGAUGGCAAUGAUAUAUACUCGGUCAAUUCUUUGAACUUCCAUCCUAUACAUCACACUUUUGCAACUUCUGGGUCUGACGGUGCAUUCAAUUUCUGGGACAAGGACAGUAAGCAGAGGCUCAAGGCUAUGUCAAGGUGUGGGCAGCCUAUUCCUUGCAGUACAUUCAACAAUGACGGCUCAAUAUUUGCAUACUCAGUUUGUUAUGACUGGAGUAAGGGUGCAGAAAAUCACAACCCAGCAACAGCGAAAACAUAUGUCUAUCUGCACUUGCCACAGGAGAAUGAGGUAAAAGGCAAGCCACGAGUUGGAACAAGUGGAAGAAAAUGAAGCACUUUAUAAUUGGGAGCAUAAAGUGGAAGCCUAGAGAAAAACUAUUUCUCAUCUGUUAUUUUAUGGUUUAUAUCAUGGGUAUCUUUUUUCCUUGCCGUCCAAGAAUCCGAAUCCCUCUUGUUCUUUUUGUCGGUAAUAGGAGUUACGUUUUCUUGAAGGGUGUCACUGUUUUUGCUAAGAUGAAAUGACUUUGGUUAGUGAUACUCGUAAUAGUUUGAAUUCAUUGUCUUUGUUGAUUAUGUCAUUUGAUUGAUCUGCUAUUCUUGACACGAUUAGAUCGAUGUAGUGUCUUGCUUCCGUUUAAUGUGUAAUUCUUUGUUGGUAA
This is a messenger RNA of Mangifera indica (mango), 1605 nucleotides long. Its product is annotated as protein RAE1-like. The record is from RefSeq and is a predicted model, not a curated record. Gene Ontology annotation, cellular component: nuclear pore. Bases 225 to 1277 code for a protein of 350 amino acids. The transcript has 11 exons. Gene Ontology annotation, biological process: RNA export from nucleus; transcription-dependent tethering of RNA polymerase II gene DNA at nuclear periphery. NCBI's taxonomy places the organism in Eukaryota, Viridiplantae, Streptophyta, Magnoliopsida, Sapindales, Anacardiaceae. Gene Ontology annotation, molecular function: RNA binding; ubiquitin binding.